AUGGACAGUGUUCCGUCAAUGUCUAAUGUGUGGCUAUACAUGCCACAACGGAAUUCCGUUCUUCGCCUCAUACAACUCACUCAUCCGUUUGUCACUUUUACGGGGGCAGAAUUCGUUCUCAUCGGAUACUUGGCCGACUACACUCACAUCUACCCCAUCUAUUGUGACAAAGUAUUCGAGAAUGAUCAGCCUUGGAUUCAUGUACUUCAACAGGUUGGAACGCUAGUUGUCCCCGGCGCGGGGGAUAUGCACCAUAUCCACAAUUUAUUCGCGACAACGUUGGAGAGCGGUGCCUACGUUCGAUCAAUCAAUUCUACCUGUUGCAGACCAGGUGUCAGAGGCUUAGCGCUUCCUUCGUGGUUGCUUCCAGAGUUGAACGCAUCGGUACAAUUCCAUCAUGCUCCGUUUCCAUUCGGAUAUCCACCUCCCGAGCAUCUCGUUGUCCCUGAUUCGUGUGCUGUGGAGACAGCCUCCUUUAGCGCAUCUAUGCCAUUUUCAUCGGGACAUCCACCCCUCAAGCACUUCGGUCUCGCUGAUCCGGUCCUUCAACAUGCUGCUGAAAUGCCUGUCAUUGGCACGUCUGCGCCAUGUUUGGAUUACACUGAUCUUGCAUACAGUGACUUCAACUUCUACGACCACUCCACUGGCUAUUCUGCAAGCGCCGUUGACGAGUAUCUCAUUCCAGAGGACACAAAUGAAACACAACUCGAGCUAGCCUUCGGUGAGCAGCAACACACCAUGUAUCCCAGCCUGGAAUGGAGAGACUCCACCAAUACCGGCGUGGACAAGAACAACCGCUCACAAAUACUUCGUUACAUGAGGAGGACGCCCUGGAAUCGAAUAAUCACGCUAACAAGUUUAAACAUGACUCACAAGACCUACGAGGACAUGGAGUCCCACCCAGUGAUCGCGAGGAUUUCAGAGACCGAAACCGUGUCUGCUGGAUGGCCUGUGCUUCGCUUAAGUCUGGUUAAGUCGUUCUCCAGUGCCAAAUCGGACCUAGGAAAAAUCCUGAAAGGUGCGAUGUCAGCGCACCCCGACUUUGCCGGUACCAAGACGAUCGAGAAGGCUAUCUCCUUCGUUCUGGCUCUUAACUCGGGCCAAUCCUCUCAGAUCCAGCAAGCAAUUUCGGACCUCAUAAGUCACCAGGUUUACCAUAUUCUACUUCUCAUGGUGAAGGAUGAAUUAAAGAAGAGGAAGAUCAUGAGCGAAGCCGAGGUCGGAAACGAAGCUGAGGCCGAGGUCGAGGUGAACAUCGAUAUCGACGCCAGCGCUAAUAUCCUGGAACCAGCGCCGAUGAAUGCCAUUAUCAUGGCGGCUCUAGACCAUAUGUACGAGCACCCACACAUGUAUCCAACGUUCUCGGAGGCCGUGAGGAGUCUCCCCUUCAUAACGAGUUCUAAUGUUCUUCAGAUCGCUGCAAAGUCGCGACUUGCGAAAAGCACUAUCUCUGACACUACUGGUGACAGGCGAAUGGUCCUGGAAGACGUUCGGCCUAUCGUUGUUCAGCCAAUCCCCUCUGAUCAGUUUGGCGCGCUUCCCAAUAGCAACGGCUUUAGUUCCCCGAAGUCUCUGAGAGUCGCGUGGGACUUGCCCAUGUCAUCAUUCUCGCGCAACUUGAAGAGCACACAUCGCACAGAGCUCGAAAUUGGCAGCGCAGUCAAACACUGCAUGGUAUUGAGAUACGAUCACAAGAGGUUCAAAUUCGCAUCAUGCCAUGGAGGAUCGCUGCCACUGAAAGGCAGGAAAGUUUUGACGCAAGUUGAUCUGUGGUUCGAUUCGAUAUACAGCGUCCCGUUCAAUCGGUCGCCGUCCCGCCCACGCGCCGUCCGGUCGUGA
Molecule: messenger RNA, 1839 nt
Organism: Suillus clintonianus
Lineage: Eukaryota; Fungi; Basidiomycota; Agaricomycetes; Boletales; Suillaceae
Exons: 15
Coding region: 1-1839 (612 amino acids)
Source: RefSeq, a predicted model, not a curated record